Molecule: messenger RNA, 2318 nt
Organism: Aphidius gifuensis
Lineage: Eukaryota; Metazoa; Arthropoda; Insecta; Hymenoptera; Braconidae
Product: aminoacylase-1-like
Exons: 5
Coding region: 411-1616 (401 amino acids)
Biological process (GO): amino acid metabolic process
Cellular component (GO): cytoplasm
Molecular function (GO): aminoacylase activity
Source: RefSeq, a predicted model, not a curated record
ACGCAAUAAAGAUUUUCCAAUUUUGUUUUAUUGGCUUAAUAAAUAAUUAAGUGUUAUAAAAGUGGUAUAAAAGGAGAGAUAUCAUUUGCGACUUGAUGUUGCUUGAUGUGAGGACAGUCUCAACAAGUCUCAAUUCUCAAAUUGGAUUAUUAUUUUUUUUUUUUUUAUAAUCUAGACCUUGUCAGUCAAUCAUUAUCAACAGUUUAAAAAUAAUUUAAAUAAAUUAUUUAUAUUUUUUUUCAUUUAAAUACAACUUUUUUUUUUUUGACGCUUGCGCAAGUGUAUAUAUUGUUGUUGUCGUUGAGGGAUAGAUACACGUCAUACAAUCACAAGAAAGUGCAUACAAGAAAGUUAAAGCUGUAGUAGACAUAUAUAUAUAUACCAAACUAAACCCAAACCCACGAUUGCCCAUGAUGUCGUCGUCUCAAACUCAGCUGGAUAAAACAGCUGUCGAAAAUUUUCGCGAGUACCUGCAAAUUCCAUCGGUUCAACCAAACAUUAAUUAUGAUGAAUGUGUUGCAUUUUUACAAAGACAGGCAAAAAGUUUGGAUUUGCCAAUUGCUGUUUAUGAGCCAUUUCCAAAUAAACCAAUUGUCAUUAUAACAUGGACUGGAACUGAUGCAUCAGCAUCAUCAAUUUUAUUAAACAGUCACAUGGAUGUUGUUCCUGUAUUUGCAGAUAAAUGGACAUAUCCACCAUUCAGUGCACAUGUUGAUGAUGCUGGUAAUAUUUAUGCUCGUGGUUCACAAGACAUGAAAUGUGUUGGUAUACAAUAUUUAGAAGCAGUAAGAAGAUUAAAAUUAAAUGGAAUAAAAUUAAAACGUACAUUACAUAUAUCAUUUGUACCUGAUGAAGAAAUUGGUGGUGUAUUGGGAAUGCGUGAAUUUGUUCACAACAAAGAUUUUAAAAAUUUAAAUGUUGGAUUUGCACUUGAUGAGGGUGUUGCAUCACCAACUGAUAAAUUUUACAUGUUCAAUGGUGAAAGAUCAAUUUGGCAAGUAUGGGUUAAAUGUAAUGGACCACCUGGACAUGGAUCAAUGCUCAUACCAAAUACUGCUGGUGAAAAAUUACGUUUUAUCAUUGAUCGUUUUAUGGAUCUACGAGCAGAAUCAAGUGCCAAGUUAGCUACUGGAAAACAUCAACUUGGAGAUUUAUUAUCAAUUAAUCUUAAUCAAAUUAAGGGUGGUGUACAGACAAAUGUUAUUCCUGAUGAAUUAAAAGUUGCAUUUGAUAUAAGAAUACCACCGACAAUUGAUCAUGAUGAAUUUGAAAAAUUAAUUCGUAGCUGGUGCAAAGAAGCCGGUGAUGAUAUAACAAUUGAAUUUGAACAAAAAAAUCCAAAAAUUGAACCAACAAAAUUGGAUGACAGUAAUCCAUAUUGGAUUGCUUUUAAAAAUACAACAGAUAAAUUGGGUAUUGAAUUAGAAAUUGGAACAUUUCCUGGUGGUACUGAUAGUCGAUAUGUUCGUUCGGUUGGUUUACCAGCAAUUGGUUUUUCACCAAUGAAUAAUACAAAAAUAUUACUUCAUGAUCAUGAUGAAUAUUUAAACAAAGAUAUAUUUUUACAUGGAAUUGAAAUUUACAUGAGCAUUAUACCAGCAGUUGCAAAUGUAUAAUUAUCAUAAUUCAUUUACAAAAAGACAAUAAUUAUCAGUCUAUUUAAAGUGCAAUUAUUUUAUACAUAUUAAUAUUAACAAAAACUAAAGCUGAUAAUUAUUAAAACAAACACAAAAAUUAGCUUUAUUUUGUUGCUCAAUUAUCAAUAUUGUUAUUGUUUUAAUUUUAUAAAAUAUCAACAAUUUGCAAUAGUAAGUUUAAAGAAAAAAAAAAUCUAUAAAACAGUUGAACCAUUAAAUUAUUUACAAUUGUUAUAAAAUAUUAUUAAUAAAAGUCUAUAAAAGUGUCGAAACAAUUGUUACAAAGAACCAAACAAAUUAAAUAAUUGUAUAGAAGAUUAUUGCUAAAUAAAAAAAAAACAACUGUGUUCAAAUGUUGAAUCGAACAAAAACAAACAAAAAACAAAUUAAUAAUUAUUUAAAAGAUUAUUUUUCAAAAGAAAAAAAAAACUAUUAUUGUGGUGAUUAGUGAUUGUUUAUUUAAAAAAAAAAAAAAAAGUGUUAUUAAUUAAUAAUAAUUAUAAACUAAAUAUUUAAAAAAACAUUUAUUUAUAAAAUAAUAUUGUGUAUGUGUGUGUGUACAAUUGAGCAUCCCUUUUUUUUUAUUAAUUUUUUUUCUGACAUUCCACUCUUUUUUUCUACAUAAAAAGAGCCGGUGAUGAUUUUCCCCCUGCCCUCUAGACCGAAACGAUCUUUAUUUUC